Messenger RNA from Laccaria bicolor S238N-H82, 1113 nucleotides. RefSeq lists its product as uncharacterized. The coding region runs from base 1 to 1113 and encodes 370 amino acids. The transcript is spliced from 2 exons. The record is from RefSeq and is a predicted model, not a curated record. Lineage: Eukaryota; Fungi; Basidiomycota; Agaricomycetes; Agaricales; Hydnangiaceae.
AUGAUGGCAUCGCCUUUCGCGUCCACCAUUUGCAUACCUUCGUGCAUCGGCCUCCGAAGAGGAUAUCGCCAUGGUGGAAUCCACCCAGCUAAUGCGCCUCUACGGAGCUCGUGGAUCCAGCAUCACCUUUUCGCCAGCAGCCACGGCAAAUCCCUUCCACAGCGCAAUUUAAGUCACUGUCGUCCGCCUGAUCAUAAGCGCAAGCUUGUGUCGCAGAGCUGGAGAGUGGGGAUAACUCUUUCGGUUCUAGUACCACAACACCAGUGUAAUCCCCAGCUAGUGAUCGCACUGUCUUUCGCCCGCCACCAUGAUUCGCACAACUUGCCCACUUGCUCCCCUUCGUGCAUCGACUCGCGGAGAAGGUACAACAAGUACCAAGCUCGUGGAUUCGGUCUUCGCCAGCUCACAUAUAUCGAUCGUCUGAUAGGUUGCGCCCAGCGUGUGGUUGUUCGGCUAUCCUCCUCCACCGAAGCUCAGAGCUGCUCGAUAACCUUCUCGUCGACGACCCACUCCGUCCUUUGCGAUGUCUCAAGUCGAGCAAAGAGUAGAACCAAUGCCUGUCGAUCUGGGCCUCGCCCUGACCUCUACCUACUAUUUGAAAUUGCCUCUACGUGGUCAACUGUCUUCUUACUUCUUCCAGGCGUUUUUCACGCGCCGCUACGUACACACCACCCAACUACCCCAAUCCCUACUCGUAGUACAAGCAAUUAUUAUAUCAUGUCUCUCGUUGACGUUGGACUCAGGCAUAGAUACUGCAUACAUUCACUGUCCGAUACCAUUUCAUCUUCUAGAUACGCCUUCAUUUCUACUAGAAGAACUUGUGUCUCGACUGUGGCAGACCUAAGUAUCACCAAAGUUCGUGUCGGUAAACAAGCAGCCGUCUAUAAUGACGCUCGUGUGUUUCAACCGGGUGGUGGUGGAGUCUACAGCGUAGGAGGAUCACUGUCUAUCGCUCUGCAGCUCGUCCAAGUGCGGUUGGAGCUGGUCCUGAUGAGCCGAAUCUAUCGUGCAGUCGUCGCAUUUGGUCAGUCAGCUCUGCUGUCUUCUCUGUCUCGCCAUUCCGCACCUAGGCUCUACAAGCCUCUUACUCGUGCGAAGGACGUCUUCGCGUAG